CCCCACCCCCUCCACCACCGCCACUUCCUGCCCACGUCGACGGACGGAAGCGAAGGCUGACGCCCGUUAAGCGCGUUCGUCCGCGUCGAGCUGCGACGUCUACCGACGUUGAGGAACGUUCGACGACAACCUCGCGGCACGAGUCGUCGUCGUCGACCUCCGUCGCUGGCGGCGUGCGUUGGUUCGCGUCCGCACUACUUGAUCGGGUCGGAGCGACACGCGGCGGUUGAGAGGGUGCGUCUCUUUAAACGGUCGUCAGCGCCGAGCGUUGCUUCGUGGUGAUUACUCCGGGAUUACUUUGAGACGAUGGUGGCGAAGCAGAGGAUUCGCGUGGCGAACGAAGCCUACAGCAAGAAUAUCACGCAGCGCGGACAUGUCGCCAAAAGCUCCAAAGCCCAGGAGGAGAGGCUGCCCGUGAGUCCUGCCCUGAUUGCACUCUUCGUGUUCGUGGUCUGCGGCUCAGCUGUCUUCCAAAUCAUCCAGAGUGUGAGGAGUGGAUAUUGAGGCAGUGCUGUGAUGUCACUCCCCCAUCACCACCGACUUCUGCUGCCACGAUGUGGGAACGCAUCGCCUUGCCACCCCACUCCCAGCCUCUUGCCAACACCCAAGCCAGUCUUUUAAACGCAUGCUUUUAAGUGUUUAUGUAAAAUGUUUACAACACAAAUGUGCCUUCAAUGGAAAGUGAAUUACUAUUUAUUCAAAAUUGACAAAUAAAAGCCUAUUUCCUCGCUAAAUUU
This is a messenger RNA of Petromyzon marinus (sea lamprey), 737 nucleotides long. Its product is annotated as stress-associated endoplasmic reticulum protein 2-like. NCBI's taxonomy places the organism in Eukaryota, Metazoa, Chordata, Hyperoartia, Petromyzontiformes, Petromyzontidae. Gene Ontology annotation, biological process: endoplasmic reticulum unfolded protein response. The record is from RefSeq and is a predicted model, not a curated record. Gene Ontology annotation, cellular component: endoplasmic reticulum.